AGCUGUUUACGAAAUUACCCCACCACCCCUCACUCUCCCAUACACGUCGAAAUAGCUGCUGGCGUGUCCCUACAGCUAGUUGAUCUCGCAUCUUUUAUUAUAUUGGUUGAGCAGAGCGUUUGUUCACCAUGGCGAUGCAACUCGACAUGUCCAACGCGCAGGUGAUGAAGGACGAGGCGGGCAGGCCCUUUAUCAUUGUCAGAGAUCAAGGCAAGAAGAAGAGGCAGCAUGGCAACGAAGCCGUCAAGUCGCACAUUUUGGCCGCAAAGACGGUAGCGAACAUUGUCAAGACGUCCCUAGGACCGCGAGGACUGGAUAAGAUUCUGAUAUCGCCCGAUGGCGACAUCACAGUCACGAACGACGGUGCCACCAUUCUCUCCCAGAUGGAGAUCUCGAACCACGUCGCGAAACUCCUCGUCGAGCUGUCAAAGUCACAAGACGACGAAAUUGGUGACGGCACAACGGGCGUCGUCGUCCUGGCAGGCGCACUGCUCGAGCAAGCAGCCGACCUCAUCGACAAGGGCAUUCACCCCAUCAGGAUAGCAGACGGCUACGACCAGGCCUGCGAGGUUGCCGUGGCCAAGCUCGACGAAAUCAGUGACGAGAUUCACUUCUCCAAGGAGAACACCGAGCAGCUAUUCCGCGUGGCCAAGACGAGCUUAGGUAGCAAAAUUGUCUCCAAAGCACACGACCAGUUCGCCACCAUCGCCGUAGACGCUGUACUCUCUGUAGCGGAUUUGGACCGCAAAGAUGUCGACUUCGAGCUAAUCAAGGUCGACGGCAAAGUAGGCGGCUCGCUGGAAGACACACUGCUCGUCAAGGGUGUCAUAGUAGACAAAGACUUCUCCCACCCGCAGAUGCCCUCCGAGGUCAAGGACGCCAAGAUCGCCAUCUUAACUUGCGCAUUCGAGCCGCCAAAGCCCAAGACCAAGCACAAGUUGGACAUCACCUCCGUCGAGGAGUUCAAGAAACUACAGACCUACGAGUCAGGCAAGUUCACCGAGAUGAUCAACCAGAUCAAGGAUACGGGCGCAAACGUAGUAAUAUGUCAGUGGGGUUUCGACGAUGAGGCAAACCAUCUUCUUCUCACAAACAAGCUACCCGCGGUGCGAUGGGUCGGUGGGCCGGAGAUUGAAUUGAUUGCCAUCGCUACCAACGGGCGCAUCGUGCCACGUUUCGAGGACCUCAGCGCAGAGAAGCUUGGCAAGGCGGGCAUUGUCCGCGAGCUGACCUUCGGAACGACGAGGGAUAAGAUGCUAGUCAUUGAGGAGUGCGCAAACACAAGAGCCGUCACAGUCUUUGUCCGAGGAAGCAACAAGAUGAUCAUCGACGAGGCGAAACGUUCACUACACGAUGCACUUUGUGUAGUCCGGAACCUGGUCAAGGACAACCGGAUUGUUUAUGGUGGUGGAGCCGCCGAAGUUGCGUGCUCAUUGGCAGUCGAGGAUGCGGCAGUCAAGAGUCCUGGUCUCGAGCAGUACGCAAUGCGCGCCUUUGCCGAUGCGCUCGAUUGCGUGCCCAUGGCGUUGGCUGAGAACUCUGGUCUCAGUCCUAUCGAGACUCUCGCCAACAUCAAAUCCCGACAAGCCAAAGAAAAGAACACAAGGUUAGGUGUCGACUGCAUGCAAACCGGAAGCAAUGAUAUGAGAGAGCAUUUCGUGAUCGAUCCCUUGAUCUCGAAGAGGCAACAGCUACUGCUCGCUACACAAUUGUGCAGGAUGGUACUCAAGGUCAACAAUGUAAUUAUUGCAGGAAGCGAUGAGAAUGACUUCUAGACGUUGCAGCACCAACCCAAGCCGUACGACGCGCUUGCUGCCGAUGGAACGAGGGAGGACACAACCUCUCGGCCGAGACGGCAUCCAAAAGGCACAACACCGCGAUGAACUGUGACGGUAACGGGGGAGAUGCCUGAGCGGUAUACCCAUAGACAGCGAACGUAUAAGAAUCAACAGCAUCCCAAUGCCCAAUACCCUCUCGAAGCUUGGCCGACUGAAUGGUGACGCCCCAACUGCAUUUCUACAUGAGUAGUAGAUUCAAGUUGAGUAAUCAGAGAUAUCAAUGUGCACUAAUGAUCUUGGCAUAGCAGUAGCUACCUAAGCCA
Molecule: messenger RNA, 2101 nt
Organism: Cucurbitaria berberidis CBS 394.84
Lineage: Eukaryota; Fungi; Ascomycota; Dothideomycetes; Pleosporales; Cucurbitariaceae
Exons: 9
Coding region: 129-1775 (548 amino acids)
Biological process (GO): protein folding
Cellular component (GO): chaperonin-containing T-complex
Molecular function (GO): ATP binding; ATP hydrolysis activity; ATP-dependent protein folding chaperone
Source: RefSeq, a predicted model, not a curated record